GGAGGAAGCGUCGCUCCAAGAUGGUGCUGGCCGAAGCGAGUGCUCGGUUUCCUAAAGGGGCGCCGGCCACUGAGCGGCUAGACCCGCUUUCUCGCUUCACGUGCCCGGUCUGCUUGGAGGUCUACGAGAACCCCGUGCGGGUGCCUUGUGGCCAUGUCUUCUGUAUGCUGUGCAUUCAGGAAUGUCUUAAGCCGAAAAAGCCAGUUUGUGGAGUUUGCCGCAGUACCCUGUCUAAUGGCAGCCGAGCUUUGGACUUGGAAAAGCAAAUUGAAAUUACAGAGAUCACUUGCAAUGGCUGCAGUAAAAAAAAAAUGUACCUCUCCAAGUUGCAUAGUCAUGUCGCUUCUUCCUUGAAAUACCAGAACUACAUAAUGGAAGGUGUUAGAGCUGUGACUAAAGAUUCACCACAGAAUACAAGGAGUGUCCCAAAUAGAUUUACAUUUCCAUGCCCUUACUGCAGUGAGAGAAAACUGGACCAGGAAGGGCUGGUAGAACACUGCCGGAAGUAUCACAGCCUGGAUACCAAGCGAGUGGUCUGUCCAAUAUGUGCAUCAAUGCCAUGGGGGGACCCAAGCUAUAGAAGUGCUAACUUUAUGGAGCAUCUUCAGCGACGACAUCAGUUUUCUUAUGAUACUUUUGUGGAUUAUGAUGCUGAUGAAGAUGAUAUGAUUGCUCAAGUUACGUUGCGUUCUUUGAGGGAUCAAUGAACAAAACAAGAA
Heteronotia binoei (common prickly gecko) is the source of this 719-nucleotide messenger RNA. Its product is annotated as E3 ubiquitin-protein ligase RNF114-like. NCBI's taxonomy places the organism in Eukaryota, Metazoa, Chordata, Lepidosauria, Squamata, Gekkonidae. The coding region runs from base 21 to 707 and encodes 228 amino acids. Gene Ontology annotation, molecular function: ubiquitin protein ligase activity. The transcript has a single exon. Gene Ontology annotation, biological process: protein polyubiquitination; ubiquitin-dependent protein catabolic process. The record is from RefSeq and is a predicted model, not a curated record.